GCGCGUCGGUCGAAUUUUAAAUACAAAAUGAUUUUUAGGCAAUUUAUUUUCUGGUCUUUCUUAAUGCUGACGAUCGAUCCCAGUUUCGGCGUGGAGCUGCAAUCGGGCAGUCUGAAGUCGGAGUUCAGUGUGAAAUGUUUUGGGAUAAUGCAGCCGCUGCUGCAGGAUAUUGCUAUAAAAAAGGAGAAAAUUGAUCAAUGUGAUGCCGUUGUUCAAGGCAGAGACGACCAAUUGGCAGAGCUGCAGGGCAAAUACGAUCAGGUGCAAAUGAAGCUGGCCGUGGCCGAGACUGCGGCGAGAGAGAAGGAGCGUCAGAUCGUGCAGCAGCAGGAGCUGUGCAACUCCCACAAAAACAACAGCAACCUCAAGGACGAACUCAUUGCGGCCUACAGGCAGCAUGUCAAGGACAAAGCCUCUGAGAUUGACCAGCUGCAGUGGGAGCUCAAGGCGCAAGCAGAGCUUCUGGGCAACUGCAGCGCUCAGUCUAAGCAAAAGGAUGCGCGAAUAGAGCAGCUACAGGGAUUGGCUGACGCGAGUCAGUUAACAGGCGCGGAAGCAGCUCGAAACAUGACUCAAAGCGCGGAACAAAUUCAGCAGCUGCUGUCCGAGGCAAGGCAGCACAAAGAUCAGCUCGACAGCCUGAAGUCGCAGCUGAGAAACAAAGAGGAGUACAUCGAGAAGCUGCAGUCGGAAAUCGAGUGGAACAAGGUCAAUGCCGUGGAGCUGCAAGAUAAACUGAAGGAUCGAGAGGAGCAAAUCGAGAAGCUGCAAGCGGAUUUGGCAAAAAAACUGGAGCAACGAGACGCCUUCAGCAUGCAGUUGAAUGCGAGCGAGCUGCUGAACGAGCAAAAGAUGGCGGAGGUGAACAGCUUGAGGUCGGAAUUGAAUCGAACGCAGUUGCAGCUAUCGGAGUAUAAGAUCCAAAUCGAUAGGCUGCAAUCGACAAAUUGUUAUUGGUUUGGCAACUCGUCUGCAAUACACCAGAUACGUGCGCCUGGCAUCAAGCCCUUCGAUGUGCUCUGCGACUCGCAGCUGGCCGGGCCCGGCUGGACCGUGAUACAGCGUCGCUUCGAUGGCAGUGAGAAUUUCUAUCGAAACUGGUCUGAAUAUCGCAACGGUUUUGGGGAUCUGCACGGCGAGUUCUUCAUCGGCAUGGAGAAGCUCUACCGACUCACGCUGGCCCAGUCCAGCGAACUCUAUGUCCACUUGGAGAGCUUCGACGGGAGCGUCUACUAUGCCAGAUAUUCCGACUUCAGCAUUGGCAGCGAGAGCGAGUCCUAUAACCUGAAGCUGCUGGGCACCUACUCAGGCAACGCUGGCGACGGUCUGCACUAUGCCAAAUAUCGGAAGUUCUCCACCUUCGAUGUGGACAAUGACAGAUCUGACGACAACUGCGGCAUACUGAGGCACGGCGCCUGGUGGUACGACCGAUGCGGUCUCAGUAAUCUCAAUGGUCAAUACUUCAAUCACAGCUCCAAGGAUCCUCGGAGUAUUUUUUGGCUCGGCUCACAGAGCACAUCCUUCAAGAAAGUAUUAAUGAUGUUGCGACCCAAGACUGCUCAAUUUAUCUGAGCAUCGUAGCUAUUAUCAAAAUAGCUAUGAAAAAAGAAACUCCUU
Molecule: messenger RNA, 1617 nt
Organism: Drosophila navojoa
Lineage: Eukaryota; Metazoa; Arthropoda; Insecta; Diptera; Drosophilidae
Product: angiopoietin-related protein 7
Source: RefSeq, a predicted model, not a curated record